AUGUCUGACACCGAGGAAGUUGCGGUUGAGGAGGAGAAGCCAAAGUUCAAACCAACCGCUCCCAAAAUCCCUGAGGGAGAGAAAGUGGACUUUGAUGACAUCCAGAAGAAACGUCAGAACAAGGAUCUGAUGGAGCUGCAGGCUCUCAUCGACGCACACUUCGAGUGCAGGAAGAAGGAGGAGGAAGAGCUGAUCGCCCUGAAAGAGAGAAUCGAGAAGCGUAGGGCUGAGAGGGCGGAGCAGCAGAGGAUCCGCGCUGAGAAGGAAAAGGAGCGUCAGGCAAAACGUGAGGAAGAGAGACUGAGAAAGGAGGAGGCUGAUGCUAAGAAGAAGGCAGAGGAAGAGGCUAAGAAGAAAUCCGCCCUGUCCAGCAUGGGUGCAAAUUACAGCAGCUACCUGCAGAAGGCUGAUCAGAAGAGAGGCAAGAAACAGACGGAGAGAGAGAAGAAGAGGAAGAUCCUGGCUGAACGUCGUAAACCUCUGAACAUUGACCAUCUGAACGAGGACAAGCUGAGGGAGAAGGCCAAGGAGAUGUGGGAAUGGAUGCGCACUCUGGAGUCUGAGAAGUUUGAUCACAUGGAGAGGCUGAAGAGGCAGAAGUAUGAGGUGACCACACUGCGUAAGAGAGUGGAGGAGCUCAGUAAAUUCUCCAAGAAGGGUGCCGCUACCCGCCGCAGGAAGUAG
Molecule: messenger RNA, 684 nt
Organism: Chanos chanos (milkfish)
Lineage: Eukaryota; Metazoa; Chordata; Actinopteri; Gonorynchiformes; Chanidae
Gene: tnnt3b
Product: troponin T type 3b (skeletal, fast)
Exons: 11
Coding region: 1-684 (227 amino acids)
Biological process (GO): regulation of muscle contraction; sarcomere organization; muscle contraction
Cellular component (GO): troponin complex
Molecular function (GO): troponin I binding; troponin C binding; tropomyosin binding
Source: RefSeq, a predicted model, not a curated record